AUGAUUGGCGGCUUGGACAUCGACACCUGGGACGAGAUCCCCAACGGAGGGUUCGUUGGGAAGUGCUGGGUCAACUUCAACGCCGAUUGGUGGUGGUACGAUGACGACUCUGACUACACGCCGGUCAUUAGCGGUGGCCUCGUGGCCACCACCCGCGAGUGGUGGAGAGAAUCGGGUGGCUUUGAUCCUGGCAUGCAUGGUUGGGGUGGCGAGAACACCGAGCAGCCCAUUAGAACUUGGCUCUGUGGAGGCGACGUGAUGAGGGCCAAGAGCAGCAUCGUUGCCCACAUGUGGAGAACUGAAGCCGACCCACGUACCAUUGCCCGCUACAAGAUCAGGCAGAAGUACGACAACGUGGCGCGCACGGCCGCUGCUUGGUUCGACGAGUUCCUCCCGAAGUUCCGGAGCGGCUCCUUGGGCGGAACACGCAGAUAG
This is a messenger RNA of Symbiodinium natans, 435 nucleotides long. The record is from the annotation of a GenBank genome assembly. Lineage: Eukaryota; Dinophyceae; Suessiales; Symbiodiniaceae.